This is a messenger RNA of Homarus americanus (American lobster), 846 nucleotides long. Its product is annotated as keratin-associated protein 5-4-like. Lineage: Eukaryota; Metazoa; Arthropoda; Malacostraca; Decapoda; Nephropidae. The transcript is spliced from 3 exons. The coding region runs from base 1 to 846 and encodes 281 amino acids. The record is from RefSeq and is a predicted model, not a curated record.
AUGUACACUUCCGAGUUACUGUCUUCACCUGCGUCACUCACCUUCGGCGUCCCUCAAAUCACCAAGACGGGACCGUUCAGCUUUCCCAUCCUCAUCAUUGAUGCCCUGAGAGAAACUGUUGCUCGCUGGAAAUACUGUGUGUCGACGAUUCCACCAUUGGGAUCAAUUACCAGUGCCACUACUUGUAAUGGUGCCAGUACCAGUGCCACUACUUGUAAUGGUGCCAGUACCAGUGCCACUAAUUGUAAUAGUGCCAAGGACAGUGCUAAUACUUGUAAUGGUGCCAGUACCAGUGCCACUACUUGUAAUGGUGCCAGUACCAGUGCCACUAAUUGUAAUAGUGCCAAGGACAGUGCUAAUGCUUGUAAUGGUGCCAGUACCAGUGCCACUACUUGUAAUGGUGCCAGUACCAGUGCCACUAAUGGUGCCAAGGACAGUGCUAAUACUUGUAAUGGUGCCAAGGACAGUGCUAAUACUUGUAAUGGUGCCAAGGACAGUGCUAAUACUUGUAAUGGUGCCAAGGACAGUGCUAAUACUUGUAAUGGUGCCAAGGACAGUGCUAAUACUUGUAAUGGUGCCAAGGACAGUGCUAAUACUUGUAAUGGUGCCAAGGACAGUGCUAAUACUUGUAAUGGUGCCAAGGACAGUGCUAAUACUUGUAAUGGUGCCAGGACGGACAGUGCUAAUACUUGUAAUGGUGCCAAGGACAGUGCUAAUACUUGUAAUGGUGCCAAGGACAGUGCUAAUACUUGUAAUGGUGCCAAGGACAGUGCUAAUACUUGUAAUGGUGCCAAGGACAGUGCUAAUACUUGUAAUGGUGCCAAGGACAGUGCUAAUAUACUUUAG